Molecule: messenger RNA, 1104 nt
Organism: Prorocentrum cordatum
Lineage: Eukaryota; Dinophyceae; Prorocentrales; Prorocentraceae
Source: the annotation of a GenBank genome assembly
AUGGACCUGAUGGGAUCACACCGCAUGAUCAACCACAGCGACAGCGAGUCCAUUGGUUCCAGGAUCGAGAGCUCCUCGGGCUUCGGGGACGAGAGCUCUUCCGCGUUGAGCCACGAAGUCCUCCCAUGGCACGGGCAGUCCGUGGUUGCUGGACAGCCCGCAGAAGGCCCUCAUGUUUUUCUUGCGGAUAGCGCGAGCAAUGCAGACAGCAGCGUGCAAGAGAGUGGAUUCGAGGAGAGCUCGGUCCAGAGUUCGGCUCUGGACAACCAGGGUAGUCUGCCAUUGUGCGAGCGGGACGGCUGCGUCAUGCAGAUCUCCGACCGCUUUCCGGAUAUCCUCCGCUUGAGGCCGCACUACCUCUGCAGCCGCUGCUUUGGCAGCUCUCAGCAGGGCCACUUGGGAGGCUCCUCACGGAGAUGGAUGUGCCCAAGGUGCCGGAACGACACUUGCUUGCAGUGCUACCCGAAGGAGCCCACGGCGGAGCAGCCUGCGCCGGCCGCCGCCCGCCCCGGCGCCGGCACCGGCGCCCGCUCGGAGAGCGGCGGCGAAGACGGCGAGGAUGAAGAUCAAGAGGUCGCGGAGGAGGUCCUCAUGAAGUCGUCGAAGGGCAGCGCGCAGCACUUCGCCGGCAUUUGCAGGCCAUGCAUGUACAUGAACACCCAGGUGGGCUGCAGGAAUGGGGUCGACUGCAAUUUCUGCCAUGUACCUCACAAGCGAAAGCGCAGGGCGCGGCCGAGCAAGGCCACCCGGAUGCAGUGCAAGCAGCUGGUCGCCAUGCUUGAUUCCGCACAUGGCGACGACGAUUCCCAGGUGGCGCAGGCAGCGGAGACGCUGGCGGCGGACAGCGCCUACAUGCGCAGCAUCCUCGCUGCCAAGGGCAGACAGCACCCUGGCCAGGCCGAGGAAGCGCAGGCCCAGGCCGCCCGGGGCAGCGCCGCGCAGUCUGGCCCGUCGCCCAGUGGCGCGGCGGCCCAGACCAGGAAGACGCCAGCCCCGUCGGCGCGCCGUCGACGAGGCAGCGCGCAACGGUGGCCAAGCAGAAGACCGACAGAGGAGCCGCUUCUGCCGGCAGCGGUGAACCUCGGAGGCACUGACGUGGCCUAA